CCGAACUGGGGGAGAGCGCUUGAGGGGCGGGCGCACGCGCUUGGGGGGCGGGGGGCCGUUAAGACUCAUCGCAGUGGCGCAUGCGUACUGAGAGGGUGGUGCACGCUUUCGAGCGCCUGGUCCUCUCCUGCCAUGGAGGCCGCGGCCGUGGAGGAGGGCGAGGUGACCUCUGGGAUGCAGUCCCUGGUGGUGGAGGAUGCCCCGGAGCUGGUGCCGGCUGCAGCGGAGGACGACAGGCCGGCGCUGGAAGAGGCGGAGGAGCAGGGGCAGGAGGAGGAGGCUGGGUGGUGUGUCCCCUGCAGCGACGAGGAGCUGGAGGCCCCAGAGGCCUGGAUGCCGCCGCCUGAGGAGAUCAGACGCCUCUACGAGCAGAUUGCUGCCGAGAGCACCCUGCCGCUCCAGGCCGAGAUCCUGCCCCGCAGGGCCCCCACCCCUGAGCCCGACAGCGAGGAGGAGGAGCGGUCCGAUGGGCAGCCCGAGAGCGAAGAGGAGGAGGAGGAGAAGCCCCACGUCCCGACCGAGUUUGACUUUGACGAUGAGCCUGUGACGCCCAAGAACUCCCUGAUUGAUCGCAGGAGAACAGCAGGCGGCUCGCGCAGCCAGAAGCGGGAGGCCCGGCUGGACAAGGUGCUGUCGGACAUGAAGCGGCACAAGAAGCUGGAGGAGCAGAUCCUGCGCACGGGCCGCGACCUCUUCCAGCUGGGCAGGGAGGAGGCGCCGUCCUCACAGCGCCCCUCGGGGCUCUUCCUGCGCCAGCGCAAGUACUGACCGCUGGGGGGGGGCUGCCCCCUUCCCAGCAUCCUCUGGGCUGCACCAGGCUGCUUGGGGGACUGAGCUGGGGGAGGGAAUACAGUGACGGACAGUGGGGUCAGCCGGUGGGGCACGGGGCCUCUCCGAUCCGGCUCCAGGGCAGGGGAAUGGGGCCCGCAGCUUUCAGGAUCUCAGCACAGCCGCCCCCACUGGGGGCUGGCGAAGCAGGAAAUGCCCCCCUGUGUUGCCUGGAGGGGGCAAAAUCUACAGCCUGGGGGUGGAGGGAAGGGCCUGUCCAGCGUUUCUGCUGCAAUAAAUGUGUUUCUCGCC
Molecule: messenger RNA, 1080 nt
Organism: Mauremys reevesii (Reeves's turtle)
Lineage: Eukaryota; Metazoa; Chordata; Testudines; Geoemydidae
Gene: PAGR1
Product: PAXIP1 associated glutamate rich protein 1
Exons: 4
Coding region: 133-768 (211 amino acids)
Source: RefSeq, a predicted model, not a curated record